AUGGAAAUCGCAGAAAUGCUCGAGCGUAGAAUUGACAUCUGCUGCCUUCAGAAAACCUGUUGGAAAUCGAAUGGUGUUUGUCAUGUCAACUCAGACAAAGAAAAAUAUAAACUAUUCUGGAAUGGUCAAAAGUCGGCCAAAAAUGGUGUUGGAAUUUUUGUCAGAGAACCACUAGUCCAAGAAGUACUAGAUAUUAAAAGGAUUAAUUCACGUCUCAUGUGGAUCAAGCUUCGCAUAGAAAAGCAAACAAUGAUUAUUUUUUCUGCAUACGCACCACAGACAGGCGAAUCAGAAGAGAUGAAAAAUGACUUCUGGACUGCAUUCUCUGACACUAUCUCAACAAUACCAAAAUCUGAAACAAUCCUGAUUGGAGGCGAUCUCAAUGGCCACGUUGGA
Molecule: messenger RNA, 396 nt
Organism: Helobdella robusta
Lineage: Eukaryota; Metazoa; Annelida; Clitellata; Rhynchobdellida; Glossiphoniidae
Exons: 1
Biological process (GO): chromatin remodeling
Cellular component (GO): nucleus
Source: RefSeq, a predicted model, not a curated record